This is a messenger RNA of Myxocyprinus asiaticus (Chinese sucker), 6582 nucleotides long. It is a transcript of the gene slc38a5a, whose product is annotated as solute carrier family 38 member 5a. The coding region runs from base 427 to 1878 and encodes 483 amino acids. Lineage: Eukaryota; Metazoa; Chordata; Actinopteri; Cypriniformes; Catostomidae. Gene Ontology annotation, biological process: L-histidine transmembrane transport; serine transport; L-glutamine transport. The record is from RefSeq and is a predicted model, not a curated record. Gene Ontology annotation, molecular function: glycine transmembrane transporter activity; L-glutamine transmembrane transporter activity. The transcript has 18 exons.
CGGCUCUCUUUCUUUUGCUCUCUCCCAUCCAGUCUGUCUGACUGUGUUGUAUGAUAUACUGAAGAACCGGGGAAUAUUAACCAUUAUCCUGGAGGACAAGUAUAUCACCUUUUUCUGCAUGUAUUCUAUAGGACCUGCUAGUAGUUGGUACACUAAUUUGAAGAUUUUUUUUAAAGUAUCAAAGGACACAGGUAAGCACUGACUUGUGCUCAGACAGACUGGACAGCUUCACUACAGCAUCACAGAAACUAAAAUUGAAUGAAUGAAGAUUUAGGAUACACGCUACAAUCAUAGGGAUUUCUGUAGGAUAUCUUUUGUCAUUGUGAAGAAGAAAGGCAUACCCUCAUGCUGUCCCAAACGUAUUGUUUACAGAGUUUGACCUUGAAGACCUUGCUCUUUGGACUGUUGAACCUUAUAUAGACCAAAAUGGAGCUACAGAAAAUGUCAAACGGUCACCAUGAUCUCAGCCCUGAAAAAAUCACUAUGGAGAAUGGAUUUGAUGCCUUUGAAAACAUGACUGAGCCGGGUGAUACAUUCCUUACCAGUGAGAUCAAUGGAACGAUAAAUACUCAGUUUACAGAUUUUGUGGGAAAGACUUCAUUCGGAAUGUCUAUUUUCAACCUUAGUAAUGCCAUUAUGGGCAGUGGAAUUCUGGGACUGGCUUAUGCCAUGGCCAACACCGGAAUCAUUCUUUUUGUAGCCCUAUUAAUAAUAAUUGCUCUGCUGUCUGCUUACUCCAUUCACCUUCUUCUAAAGAGUGCAGGAGUUGUUGGGAUUCGUGCAUAUGAACAGCUUGGGUACCGUGCAUUUGGUCACCCUGGGAAAGUCUUAGCAGCAUGCAUUAUAACAUUGCAUAACGUUGGAGCAAUGUCCAGUUACCUCUUCAUAGUGAAGAUAGAGUUACCUCAUAUUAUUCAGAGUUUUAUGGAGAUACCAGACAACAACGGGUGGUAUGCUAACGGGAAGUACCUCAUCAUCAUUGUUAGUGUCUGUGUCAUUCUUCCAUUGGCAUUCAUGAAAAGGCUUGGGUAUCUGGGAUACACCAGUGGCUUCUCCCUCAGCUGCAUGGUCUUCUUCCUCAUAUCUGUGAUCUACAAGAAGUUUGUCACAGAGUGUUCUCAAGAACACAGCUAUAACGACACUAUGCUCAACCAAAUUAUGUUUGACCAAACCAUAUCCAACUCCACCUCUGAAAUAUGUGAAGCUAAACUUGUCACUAUCAACCCACAGACGGCUUUUACCAUUCCCAUUAUGGCAUUUGCAUUUGUAUGCCACCCUGAAGUGCUGCCCAUCUACACAGAACUCAAAAAGCCAACUAAGCAACGCAUGCAAAAUGUCGCUAAUAUCUCUAUUCUGGCCAUGUUUGUCAUGUACCUGCUGACUGCCAUCUUUGGUUACCUCACCUUCUAUGAAAGUACAGAUUCAGAGCUUCUGGAGAUGUACAGCAAAACAGACACACUGAUGCUGUGUGUUCGGCUGGCUGUGCUGGUGGCAGUGACACUGACCGUCCCUGUUGUCCUCUUUCCGAUUCGCCGUGCUGUCCUGCAGCUUUUGUUUCCUGAUGAGCCCUUCCACUGGAUGCGUCACAUUUUCAUUGCUGUGUGUCUCCUCUUCAUCGUCAACCUGCUUGUCAUCUUCGUGCCCAACAUUCGUGACAUCUUCGGCUUUAUCGGUGCCACAUCUGCUCCCAGCCUAAUUUUCAUUCUGCCAGGAUUAUUUUACAUCCGCAUCAUCCCUGAAGAACAAGAGCCGUUGAAAUCACCACCAAAGAUCAAGGUGAUUGCAUUUGUGACACUGGGUUUCAUCUUCAUGAUUAUGAGCAUUACAUUCAUAGUAGUGGAGUGGGUGACAGGAAGGAAGACCAUGGGUGGCCACUAACAGAGCUGAGAGAACCUGAAGACUAGAUUCUAAUGCAGAACACACACACCACAAAAAACUGUAACUUCUAAACCAGUGCAGCCACUGCAACCCUCUAUAAAUAUCUGUCAGAUCUGUGGAGCAGUGGUUGUGCAUAAAGUAAUGAUGCAUAAGAGCGGUGCAUCUAAAAUCAAUUUUGACAUGACGGAUAUCAAAUCAGGCAACGCUUAAUUUCAAUGAAUCCAGAACAAGAUGUUCCUCAAGGAAGCUAGUUACCAGGCUUAACCAUCCAAAGUGGCAGCAAUGCAGAAGCUCUUGACACGUAAGUGCCAUGAUGUUCGUGCAUGUGAUGCAGGACUGCGUCAUGCCCCCUGUCUUUACCCAAUAAUUUAAUGUUGCUAUUUAAAAAAAAACAUUUAACAAUUUUUCCUCAUCACUGCACCAAUAAGAAGCCCAAUAAAUAUAUACAGUACUGCGCAAAAGUCUCAGGCACAUAAGAUGUUUCACAAAAACAUCUUAAGUGUUUUAAUCAGCUUUAGUGUGUCAGUAAUAAAUAUACAUUUUAGACUCCCAUACAUUCCUUUUACAAACAGAAUAGAAUAGAAGAACAGGGAGCCCUGCAACAGAUGGCAUGGCCCCCACAGAGCCCCCCACUAAACAUCGAGUCAAUCUGGGAUUAAAUAAAGAGACAGAAGCAAUUGAGACAGCCUAAAUAUAUAGAAGAACUGUGGCAAAUUCUCCAAGAAGCUUGGAACAUCCUAUCUGCCAACAACCAAGAAAAACUGUGUCCAGGUGUACCUAGGAGAAUUGGUGCUGUUUUAAAGGCAAAGGUGGUCACACCGAAUAUUGAUUUAGCUUUUUAUGUUUACUAGACUUUGUAUGACGUUAAUUGAUAAAUGAAAACCAUCUAUGGCAUAAUUUUUGAAGACAUCCUCACUAUGCAACAUUUUUCACAAGUGCCUAAAACGUUUGCACAGUACUGUAUAUAUAAAGCUGGUUUUAACUUUGCAGUUAUUGGUGUUACCUAACAACACUGAAAAUGUGAAAAAAAUGAACUCAUUGCCAAAGUUGUAAAUAUUAUCCCAUUUUUUGCUACCUCUGAGGAAAUAGAGUAGUUUAAUAGUGACCGUUACAUUUUUUUUUUCGUUUUUUUUUUUUUUUUAUAAUCCUCAAAUAUAUUAUAUUAUUUAAAUAGGAAAAUGUACAGUUUUAUGAUGAAUUUCAGCAUUAUCCUUCAGGACAAUCUUUAAAGAACCUAAAAUAAUAAUGUUAUGUUUUGCUACACCCAUUAAACAAAUAAAACGUACAGAAUGAGGGAGUCUUAUGUUACACACCAGCAGUAUUUAGUACAACUGCCAUCUUAGGCUAUACAGUAUAUUUACUCUGUUUUAAAGAGGAGGCUGAAAGUAAUGUCUAAAUAGUAAUUCUCUUGUAUUCAAGACAAACAAAACACUUUUUGGCAGUUUUUUUUAAAUAUUUUUAUGUUGUGUGUCAUUUUAUAUGGUGGAAAUAUAUUUUAAACACCUUCAAAAUGUAGGAUACUUUUAACACACUUGAAAAUGGUUUGUUUCUGGUUUGCAUAGUGUUAUUUUAUGUUUUAGUGUCAUUAAAAUUCCACUCCAGAAAUGAACCAGACAAUAAUGAAUGCUGGGAAACACGUCAUGUAAAGGUUCCCAGAAAAUUGUGUGGGCAAAUAGCCAUAAGCUAUAGUGUUCAUACUAUAUGACCAUAUCUGUCUCUCUUCAUCAGUAUCUGUGAGUUUUUACAUACAAUCAGGGCCGGUCAACCCAUUAGGCGACAUAGGCGUGUGCCUAGGGCGGCAUCGCUUGGGGGGUGCGGCGGGUGCCAAUCUACCGAGCCAGUUUUAGCAUGUGUCCAAUCUGUGUCUAACAAAAUGUGCCCUGUGCGUUCCGAUAGCGUGUUGUGGCGCCCCCCACGGAACUUAUAGACAGUGUACUUGCCUUACUACCAUACUACUCUUACUGUUUCUGUCAUAUCUGUGUUUGGCAAAAACAGUGAGAGAAGUAUGGAUAGUAUGCCAUUGUGAACAUGGCCAUAGACUUGCACGGGGCUCUUGAAUCCGAGUGAUGCCCGAUGGACGCGUGAAAUAAAUCUAUGUUUUGAGUUGGUUCUUCUCAAUUCUUUUAUCAAAAGUAUGGGCUGAAUCGUUUGAAGCGCUUUGUCACGCAGUAAAACAUGCUUUAGAAGACAGAAGACAAAAACAAUGCUGAAUGAAGUGGAUAUUUACUUACAAUUCACUGAAACAAAACCUGCAGCUACAUUCAACCGUCAUGUGCGAGUGCAGUAUGUGAACGAUUGUCUACUGCAUGUAAAGACAUUUUCUAAAUAAAAGUGUAUCAAAACACUAACAUUACAUGAAAGCUCUUAAAAGUACCAAAAAUGACAAAGCCCAUACCAUGUUUAUUGGACAUGUUCUUUUGAGUUGCCUACCAUAUAAAUACCAUAAUAUAUUAUAAAAAAUACCACGGUUUUACCAUAUUGUACCAUCACUGUACCAUGAUACUGCCACAGCAGGCUUUUGAGAAAGAUCAGUUUGAUAAACUUCUUCUUCUGCUGUGUCCUAAUGUGAAAAGGUGUCAGUAUGUUUUUAGUCCAUAGUUUCAUUAAUGCUAUACAAUAUUCUGUAUGUAGGCUACUAAAGAAAAUGUUCAAAUGAUGCUGUUAAUAUAACCACAAAUUAAUGCUUUGGUGCUGUUACUGCAAUAAAAUCAAAUAAAUAAAUAAAUAAAAACAUAAAAUCUCCCAAGGAAGCAUGCCCCCAGACCCCCUUAGAACAUCAUGGUGUACUUGUUGGGCCCCAGGCUCCCCAGUAAUGAUGAAAGCCUACAAAUGUCCCUGCUGUGAAACAUACUGUACAGUGUGCACAGAUCUUCUGGGCAGUCCUUUGCUUUUUUUUUCUUUCCUUUAUUUAUUUUAUUUAUUUAUUUAUUUGUUUUGUUUUUUGAACAUCUUAGACCACUUGGUUUGGUUUUCGUGCAUUUACAUUAAGGAUAUUUCUUUCUUUUUUUUUUUUUUCUCUACAAUUUGGAAUGCCCAAGAGGCGUAGUGACUCGCUUCAAUCCGGGUGGCGGAGGACGAAUCUCAGUUGCCUCCAUGUCUGAGACCGUCAAUCUGUGCAUCUUAUCACGUGGCUUGUUGAGCGUGUUACCACGGAGACGUAGCGCGUGUGGAGGCUCACGCUAUUUUCCGCAGCAUCCACACACAACUUACCAUGCGCCCCACAGAGAGCGAGAACCACAUUAUAGCAAUAUUUAGGAGGUUACCCCAUGUGACUCUACCCUCCCUAGCAACCAGGCCAAUUUGGUUGUUUAGGAGACCUGGCUGGAGUCACUCAGCACGCCCUGGGUUUCGAACUAGCGACUCCAGGGGUGGUAGUCAGUGUCAAUACUUGCUGAGCUACCCAGGCCCCCCACAUUAAGUUCAUUUCUAUAUAUGGUGAUACCAAUUUAUGAUGCCUACUUAAGAAGCCAUAACUUAGUAGUGUUUAUUCCCAACAUUGUUUUUAUUAAUUUUUUGCCAGAUUCAGUUUAUACCCAUUUCUGAUAUAUUUAACUAGAAAUUAAUUUGUACUUUUUUUGUGUAAAAAUGAAUACAUUCAUUUUUAGCACGUGACUGGGGGGUGACUGGUGGGUCUUGCCUAGGGUGCCAAUUGGUGUAGGACCGGCACUGCAUACAAGGAAGAAAAGUUGCCCGUUUGGCCUAAAAGGAAUAUUCCAGGUUCAGUAUAAGUUAAGCUCAAUUGACAUUGACUCAAUUAAGCAUUUGUGGUAUAAUGUUGAUUAUCACAAAAAUUAAUUUUGACUCGUCCCUCCUUUUCUCUAAAAAAAUAAAUAAAAAUGGAGGUUACAGUGAGUUACUUAUAAUGCAAGUGAAUGGAGUCAAUUUUUGGAGGGUUUAAAGGCAGAAAUGUGAAGCUUAUAAUUUUAUAAAAGCACUUACAUUCAUUCUUCUGUUAAAACGUGUGUUAUUUGAGCUGUAAAUUGUUGUUUUUACAGUCGUUUCAGGGUUUUAGGGUUAUGGCAUUACAUCGUCAUGGCAACAGAGUUGUAAAACUGGAUAUAACUUUACACAGAAAAGGUUACUAAGCAAUUUUUUUACACUAAAAUCAUGUUACCACACAUAUUGUUUACAUCGUAUUGCUAUACUUUUAAAACAGUUAAGUAUUUUAAUGUAAACGGAUUGGCCCCAUUCACUUUUAUUGUAAGUGCCUCACUUACAAACCCAGAUUUGUUCUUUUUUUUGUUUUUUGUUUUUUAAAGAAAAAAAAAGAUGAGUUGAGCUUAACUUGUAUUGAACCCAGAAUACUCCUUUAAAACUACAUUUUUAUUUUCAGGUUUGUGCUUUUGUAUACUCUUUUAUGUACAUGUGAUAUGGUGAACAAACUUUCUAUGAAUUAUGCUACAUGUACAUCUGUUUGUCAUUAUAUGUGCAUAUUUUAAUUUUAUUUGGCUCCAAUUGGACCUGAAUGUUGUGAGAAAUAUGAAAUAUGUCAUUCUUAAUGGAGAAAUAAUUUGUGCAAAGCUUAUAAAGAGAUACAAGAGAUACAUUUCACAUUUCCCAUGAUUAUCUUUUUUUUAAAGUGCCUAAAUUUGAAAGAGACGAAAAACAUUCUAGCAUUCGACAUGGAUUUAUGUUCAGAAACAUGUAUUUAUAGUCAAACACAUUGCUGUCUGACUUUUAACUAAUAAAGAUGUUUAAAGAUGA